Tyto alba (common barn owl) is the source of this 2410-nucleotide messenger RNA. It is a transcript of the gene NPTX1, whose product is annotated as neuronal pentraxin 1. Lineage: Eukaryota; Metazoa; Chordata; Aves; Strigiformes; Tytonidae. The transcript has 5 exons. Gene Ontology annotation, cellular component: neuron projection; plasma membrane. The coding region runs from base 56 to 1372 and encodes 438 amino acids. Gene Ontology annotation, biological process: axonogenesis involved in innervation. The record is from RefSeq and is a predicted model, not a curated record.
GCCGCGUGCCGCAGUGGGCCCGGCCGAGAGCAGCGGAGCCGGCCCCAGCGCAGCCAUGGCCGCGGGGCCCCCCGCCGCCCGCCGCCUUCCUCCUCUCCUCCUCUUCUUCCUCCUCCUCCUCCCGCUGCUCUGCCUGCGCGGCCGCGGCCAGAGCUUCGGGCAGACGCGCUUCAUCUGCACCUCGGUGCCGCUGGACGGGGACAUGUGCGCCGCCUCCGCGCCGGGCGGCGAUUCUAACGCCGAGGAGCUGAAGAGCACCGUGCUGCAGCUGCGGGAGACGGUGCUGCAGCAGAAGGAGACCAUCAUCAACCAGAAGGAGACGAUCCGGGAGCUGACGGCCAAACUGGGCCGGUGCGAGAGCCAGAGCGCGCUGGAGCCGCUGCCCGGCGGGGCGGGCAGGAAGGCCGCCUUCCCCAAAAACACCAUGGGGGACCUGUCGCGGGCUCCCGCGGCCGAGACCCUCAGCCAGCUCGGGCAGACGCUGCAGUCCCUGAAGACCAGGCUGGAGAACCUCGAGCAGUUCAGCAGGAUGAACUCCUCCGGCCAGAGCAACAGCCUGAAGGACAUCCUGCAGAACAAAAUCGACGACCUGGAGAAGCAGGUGCUGUCGCGAGUGAACAGCCUGGAGGAGGGCAAGUUCGGCCCCCGGAACGACUCCGAGGAGCGCGGCAAGAUCGAGAGCACCCUCACCUCGCUGCACCAGCGCAUCACCGACCUGGAGAAAGGCCAGAAGGACAACCGGCCCCCGGACAGGUUCCAGCUCACCUUCCCGCUGCGCACCAACUACAUGUACGCCAAGGUGAAGAAGAGCCUGCCCGAGAUGUACGCCUUCAGCGUCUGCAUGUGGAUGAAGUCCAACGCCUCCCCCGGCAUGGGCACCCCCUUCUCCUACGCCGUGCCCGGGCAGGCGAACGAGCUGGUGCUCAUCGAGUGGGGCAACAACCCCAUGGAGAUCCUCAUCAAUGACAAGGUGGCCAAGCUGCCUUUUGUCAUCAACGACGGCAAGUGGCACCACAUCUGCGUCACCUGGACCACCCGGGACGGCGUGUGGGAAGCCUACCAGGACGGCACGCAGACCGGCAGCGGCGAGAACCUGGCACCCUACCACCCCAUCAAACCCCAGGGGGUCCUGGUGCUGGGCCAGGAGCAGGACACGCUGGGCGGCGGGUUCGACGCCACGCAGGCUUUCGUGGGGGAGCUGGCCCACUUCAACGUGUGGGACAGGAAGCUGAGCCCCGGGGAGGUGUACGGCCUGGCCACCUGCAGCACCAAGGCGCUCUCGGGCAACGUCAUCGCGUGGGCAGAGGCCAACAUCGACGUCUACGGCGGGGCCACUAAGUGGACUUUCGAGGCCUGUCGCCAGCUCAACUAGAGCCAUGGACAAGCGAGAGAAACCUUCUCAUUGGGUUCUUUUUUCUUAUUUUUGUGUUGGUUUUUUUUUGUUUGUUUGUUUGUUUUUUUGUUUUUGUUUUGUUGUGCAAAAACAACUGAGAACGAAGCCACCUGUCUUGUCCCGAGGAGCGGGGAUGCCCUGGCCAUGGGGCCGCCCGCCCCCGGAGCCCCACGACCCUCCGGUUUCUGUCUUGCCAACGUCCUUCAACGCCUGCGUGCCUUGGCCUGGCGCGGCUGCGCCCCCCUCCCGCCACCCCCCCCCGGGCCUGGACCCUGCUUUGCUGCUGCCUUCCCCCCCCUCCACCCCCCGCCGGGGUGGCCCCGCUUUCCCCGGGGAACUGACGCCUUAAAAGGCUGCAGGACCCGGACCAGAGCCCCCCCUCAGGGCUCCUCUCCCUCCAGCCUGAAGCCCCCCCCAGAGGCAGGGGAGGGUUGCAUCCCCCCCCACCUCAGUUGUGCUCCCUCCCAGGAGCCAGGGGUGCAGCAGCGGCCAGGACUCUGAGGAGGGGGUGACCCCCCCCAUUCUCAACCCCCCCUCUUGGGCGAGCCCCGUCGCCCCCUUCCCCGGCCGGCGCCGCUCCUGAGCACCACAGCCAUAGCCCCGGGCUGCGGCGGGCACCGGGACGGGCCCCUCCCGGAUGGGACCCCCCCGCCGGCCCCGCUCCCCGACCUGCCGCACUCAGGUACGUCCCCCCAGCCCUGCCGCCUGCAGCCCCCCGAGGCCUCCUACGUGCCGUAGCUGGUGAAAAAUAGCCUUUACUGUCCCCUGGAAGUUUAGCUACCACUGAAAAGUCUGAAGCCUUUCUGCUUUUGAUAAUACACUAUGUUGUUUCUCUUACUGUAAAGGGAAGUUUAUUACCAAUAAAAAAAAAAGGGUAUUUUUAUGAAGAUUAAAAAAAACCUAUAGAAUUAAGCAGUGCUCCCUGAGAAAAAAAGUACUUUGAGAUUCUGCAGGAAAAAAAAAAAAAAAAAAGAGAUAAAGAAGAGUAUUUUGAAAUAAUAGAUGCAUUUUGUAUGG